AGCCGUUCGAGAUUUCGUUAGAAUGUCAAAUAAUGUACAGCUAUACGUCUACGACCUGAGCAAUGGUCUUGCUAGGCAACUCUCUCUGCCGCUUACAGGAAAGCAGAUAGACGGAAUCUGUGCAGGCAUACUUCUGUAGUUGUCUUCCGUAGGGAAGUAUUUUACGGCCAAGGAAUCUUGAUAACUGCCCCAGGACGGUCGCACCAUGGAAAGCCCCUGCACAUCAUAGAUGUUGGAGAUACUUCGAUAGAUGAAGAUACUUUCGAAGAAUACCUUAAUGAGAUGAGGGAACACUACACAGCCGACAUGUAUCAUUUGUUAGACUUCAACUGCAAUUCCUUCACUAAUGACUGUGUCGGAUUUUUGACCGGACAAUCCAUCCCUGCAUGGAUUCAAGACCUGCCUUCAGACUUCCUAUCGACGCCAUUUGGAGCAGCCCUCCGUCCCACCAUUGAUGCUAUGUUUCGCCGUCCUGCUCCUGGAACCGCCAACCCUCCAGCCCAGCCCUCUCCCCAGGCAGCAGCCGCAGCCGCGGCUGCGGCUCCCGAUCCGGCCCUCGCAUCGACGCUUCUGCAAGCAGUUGCCGCUCAGGCUUUUGCUACUGACGGCGCACCGUCAACCUCGUCUCUUACACAGUCAGCUCAGAGUGUUACAGAGGCGGCGUCGAGCGAAACAGCUACCGCGCCGAUACAUAUGUGCACUAACCCUACUUCCUUCCACAAUACCCUGAGGACGCACAGAGCAGUCGUUGCAUUCUUCACGUCGCAGACUUGCCCACCUUGCAGGAUGAUUGAGCCUACCUUCGAGAGACUUGCUCAUGAGAAGACUCAGGCUGCAGGUAUUGGUGGCGGGGGCGGAAUUGCUUUCGUCAAGGUCGAUAUUGGUGCCGGUAUGGGUCAUGCUAUAGGUGCCGAGUACGGCGUUCGGGCGACCCCAACCUUCAUCUUCUUUAAGGACAGCAGCAAGACUCAUCAGAUGAGCGGAGCGGAUGUCGCGGAACUCAAGACGCAGGUAGAUUUUCUCCUUUGGGAGGCAUAUCCUCCACACCCGCAUACUCAGAAAUCUUUGCCAAGUCUAGACUCAGUCUCAACAGACCCAAUUUUAUUCACACAAGUCCCGAAUCUGGACGUCGUCCUCAACAAGUUAUCCUCGUUUAUAGAUAGUACAAACCCACCAAUACCCUCCUCAGCGAAGACGGCACUUUCUGCGGAAGUAAUUCCUGCUCUGAAAGCGCGCUUUACUUUCAAUUCUACCGCCAAAUCCGGCCCAUCUCCUUCGACGACAGUUCUGAACAAGUGGACGGAGAUUACCCGAACGCUGUCUGUACCCCUGCCCGCUGCGCAGCUUUUCCCGCUUGUCGACCUCUGGCGGCUCGCGCUGCUUGAUGGCGCGGUCGGUGUAUUCUGCGCUUCGGCGUCCGGCGGCUCCGCAGAUCCCAUACAGAUGCUCCUCGUCAAGGCUCUCGCUCUUCUGAGCGGCGCACCCGACGCUGCGCGGAACUACUUCCUCACGCUCUUGCGCCUCUUGUCGAACGCAUUUGCCUUCCCAGCCUUGGCACGGACCCUCCUGAGUGGCAUGGGCAAGCGCAAGAGCGUGACAUCGCUCCUCGUGCACAGUUUGCUGCAUGCGGACAGCCCCGUCCGCACCGCGGCAGCAAGCCUCGCGUUCAACGUCGCUGCCUUCAUACAGAAGGAGCGCCUGGAACAGGUGCGGAGGCGUUACGGGCCGUUCGCGACCUCAGAAGAGGACGGCGACUGGGAAGUUGAAGUGAUCAGCGCUGUGCUGGAAGCGUUGCAGAACGAGACGCAGAGCGAGGACGUCGUUCACCGGCUGACGGCGUGCCUUGCAUUUCUCUUAAGAUUCUCGCCUGUGUACGACUCACAAAUCGGGUCUCUGCUCGAGGUUCUGCAGGCCAAGGAUACCCUGAAGUCGAAGCUGGCGCCAGGUGGUUGCGGUGUAGAAGGGGUCAAGUCGUCUAACCUGAGGAAGCUGAUUACACAGGUUGCGGACAACCUAUGCUAGAUGCAUCGAACGCACUCUGUCGCUUCUCACCUUCCGUCUAGUUUUUUUUUUUGCGCUGCGAGGCCAUUUGAAUCUAUUAGAACUAAUGCGAACAGUGGUUAAUUAUGGCAUGGUGUAUACGCGAUGGUAUAGACAGUGG
Phanerochaete carnosa HHB-10118-sp is the source of this 2161-nucleotide messenger RNA. RefSeq lists its product as uncharacterized. The transcript is spliced from 9 exons. Gene Ontology annotation, molecular function: peptidase activity. The record is from RefSeq and is a predicted model, not a curated record. NCBI's taxonomy places the organism in Eukaryota, Fungi, Basidiomycota, Agaricomycetes, Polyporales, Phanerochaetaceae. The coding region runs from base 307 to 2022 and encodes 571 amino acids.